Messenger RNA from Centruroides sculpturatus (bark scorpion), 431 nucleotides. RefSeq lists its product as uncharacterized. The transcript has a single exon. The record is from RefSeq and is a predicted model, not a curated record. NCBI's taxonomy places the organism in Eukaryota, Metazoa, Arthropoda, Arachnida, Scorpiones, Buthidae. The annotation marks the transcript as partial.
AUGGAUAAAAAAGAAUUUAGUGUGUUGAUUAAACAUUGUUUUUUGAUGAGGAAAAAUACUGUUGAAGCCAAACAGUGGUUUGAUAAGCAUUAUGGAGACUCUGCACCAGGAAAAUCAACUAUUAUUGACUGGUAUGCUGAAUUUAAAUGCAAUCAUACAAACACCGAUGAUACUGAAUGCUCUGGUCACCCAAAAUCGACAGUUGUUCUGGAAAACAUAAAAAAAGUCCACAAAAUAGUUUUGAAAGACCGUAAAGUGAAAUUGUGUGAGAUAGCUGACAUCUUAAAGAUAUCAGAAGGUAGCGUGUUUACAAUUUUACAUGAAAAUUUGAGCAUGCAUAAAUUGCUUUCAAAGUGGGUGCUGCGUUUGCUCACAUUGGAUCAAAAACAACAAUGCAUUCAUGAUUCAGAGCACUGUUUGGAGCUGUUCAA